CCGGCAACAAGUGACCCCAGAGUCCAAGGAUCAGAUCACCUCUAACCCCCCCCAAAAAAGUCAUCAGAUUUAUUUGCCUAGCAAAUAGUUGCCAAACAAAAAAACGAAAUUGUUACCUUCCUGGCGCCAGAAAAUUCACCUGUUUUUACCGACGCCAACUCAAUUGCCGGCAAUUUGCUCAAUCCAAAACUAAAGGAAAGUAUCGUCCAAAUAAAAGCCUUAGAAAAAUGAUGAAGUUCGUGCAGAUAUUAUUGUGCUAUGGCCUUUUCCUGGCUCUGCUCUUUGCCCUCACCGAGGCACGUCCCUCGACUGGGGAAACAGGACCUGACUCCGACGGGUUGGAUGGCCAGGAAGCGGAGGAUGUUCGCGGUGCCUAUGGCGGUGGCUAUGACAUGCCGGCUCAGGCCAUAUACCCCAACAUACCCAUGGAUCGGCUUCAGAUGCUCUUUGCCCAGUACAGACCCUCUAGUUACAGUGCAUAUUUGCGGAGCCCCACCUAUGGCAAUAUGAAUGAGCUUUAUAGGUUGCCGGAGACCAAGCGCCAGGUGAGGUACCGGCAGUGCUACUUCAAUCCCAUCUCCUGCUUUAGGAAGUAAAUCCCAGACAGCCUGAUGAUGAGCAUUCCUAGUCUACCAACCAACCAACCAGCCCUUGGAUAAAUUACAACGUUUCAAGCAUUUCAACCCAAAAACCAAAGAGUUAAGCAAACAUCUAAAUUGAAUUUUAGCUAAAUGGAUCAGCAGAAAAUUUAAUGGAAAUAUGUAGUGCAAUUAAACUAAAGCUAAGACUCAACCUAUAUCCGUAUGUAUUAACAAACAAACAAAUAUAUAUAUAUUACAUAUUUAAAUGUUUCAAAGACGAGAGGGAAAAUGCUCCAUUGUAGUUUCAUAAAAGAAGACACCGAAUGAAAUGAAGUAUUUAUUUAAAUAUUAGCACAAGGAAUAUAUCCUCUUCAUUUGAUCUUUGUUUCUUGAUUUACGCUUCGCAUAUGGUGUGGUAAAAGAAAAUACUUACAAUGCUUUUCAAGCUACUUAAAUAUAUAUAUAUAAAUAUAUAAUGAAAUGUGCUUUUCUUAGUUUAAGUGUCCCAGCUCUUGUAUAAUAACACGAAUGUAAUAUGGAAAAUACCAAAUACAUGUAAUAUAAAUCUCUAAAAUGAAAUUAUAAAUGUAUACGUAUGAAAUAAA
This is a messenger RNA of Drosophila serrata, 1186 nucleotides long. It is a transcript of the gene AstC, whose product is annotated as Allatostatin C. The record is from RefSeq and is a predicted model, not a curated record. Lineage: Eukaryota; Metazoa; Arthropoda; Insecta; Diptera; Drosophilidae.